This is a messenger RNA of Drepanopeziza brunnea f. sp. 'multigermtubi' MB_m1, 657 nucleotides long. RefSeq lists its product as uncharacterized. The record is from RefSeq and is a predicted model, not a curated record. NCBI's taxonomy places the organism in Eukaryota, Fungi, Ascomycota, Leotiomycetes, Helotiales, Drepanopezizaceae.
AUGGACGCAUUCAAAUGCUUCACGAAGCUGCCAUCCGAGCUCAGGAUAAAAAUCUGGAAAAUUACUUUCCCGGAACCCCGCAUCGUCCCCAUCCGCUUCAAUCGAGCAACCCAACAAUAUACAUCGAACACGCCACCCCCAGCCGCCCUCCACGCCUCGAUCGAAUCCCGCGCCGUAUUCCUCGAGACCUACACAAACCUGAUCCUCUCUCCGAGACAUUGCUCCGCCGUGUUCGUCGACCUCGCCCGAGAGACGAUAUAUUUCGACCAACUCGACUGCAGUCCUGAAGGCGACCUCUCGCUCGACCUAGCGCACAGCCCGCACGCAGACCGCAUCCUGUAUGUCGCGAUCCAUGCGCAUGUCUGGGAUGUACUACGGAUGUUUAGAUACGAGGUGCUGAGCGAGGUGAACGCCAUGCGGAACCUGCGGACCCUGGCGCUGGUCAUGUCGAAGGACUAUGAUCGCGGCUUUCAACAGAGGCGGAUAGAGUACCAUGGGAGCGAAAGCCUGAUCAUCGACUCCGAAUCUAACACCGUGGGCUCGGAGCUGCGGGAUGUCCAGUUUGCCGUGGAGAAUCUGCGGUGGGAGUUGAAGCAUAAGCUCGAGUUGCAGGGAGGGAAGGGACACGUUCCGAAUGUCCAGAUGUGGUUGCUGUGA